Messenger RNA from Micropterus dolomieu (smallmouth bass), 1606 nucleotides. Its product is annotated as cytochrome P450 2J2-like. Gene Ontology annotation, molecular function: oxidoreductase activity, acting on paired donors, with incorporation or reduction of molecular oxygen, reduced flavin or flavoprotein as one donor, and incorporation of one atom of oxygen; heme binding; iron ion binding. The record is from RefSeq and is a predicted model, not a curated record. The coding region runs from base 1 to 1482 and encodes 493 amino acids. Gene Ontology annotation, cellular component: intracellular membrane-bounded organelle; cytoplasm. Lineage: Eukaryota; Metazoa; Chordata; Actinopteri; Centrarchiformes; Centrarchidae. The transcript is spliced from 9 exons. Gene Ontology annotation, biological process: xenobiotic metabolic process.
AUGAUCUUUCAAGCACUGUUUGAGUGCAUGGACUUUCCUGGAUGGCUGUUCUUCAGUUUUGUAGUGUUAGUUUUGACUGAUGUUUUCAGAAACAGGAGGCCACACAGCUUUCCACCUGGUCCCUGGGCUGUGCCUUUUCUAGGAAAUGUAUUCACUGGAGUUGACUUCAAAACAAUGGAGAAGCUUGCUCGGGUGUACGGCCCAGUGUUCAGUUUGAGGAGAGGCAGUGAGAGGAUGGUGUUUAUUUCAGGAUACAAGAUGGUCAAAGAGGCUCUUGUUAACCAGCUGGACAGCUUUGUUGAUCGACCUGUUGUCCCUCUCUUCCAUGUUGUCACCAAGGGACUUGGCAUAGUUUUGAGCAAUGGUUACCUGUGGAAGAAGCAGAGGAAGUUUGCCAACACUCACCUGCGUUACUUUGGAGAGGGCCAGAAGUCACUGGAAAAAUACAUUGAAGUGGAAAGCAACUUCCUCUGUGAAGCUUUCAAUGAGGAACAAGGAAGGCCAUUCAACCCCCACUACAUCAUAACGAAUGCAGUGAGUAACAUCAUCUCCUCUGUGGUCUUCGGACACCGUUUUGAAUACAGCGACCAAAGAUUUCGCAAGUUCCUGGAAUUGGACAAUGAGGCCAUUGUGCUUGCAGGCUCUGCUCAGACUCAGCUGUAUGACGCCUUCCCUGGCUUGCUGAAGUACCUGCCAGGACCUCACCAGACUGUUCACGCCAACUACAAGGAGAUAAUGGUUUUCCUGAAAAAGGAAGUAGAGAAGCACCAAGAAGAGUGGAACCCAGAUGACCCUCGAGAUUAUAUUGAUGUUUACCUGGCAGAGAUGGAGAAGAAAAAGGAGGAUCCCCAGGCUGGCUUCAACAUAGAAACCCUGCUGGUUUGCUUGCUUGAUCUAAUUGAGGCUGGGACAGAAACAAGUUCCACCACUUUACGCUGGGGCCUCGUAUACAUGAUGCACUACCCAGAGAUACAGGAGAAGGUCCAGGCAGAAAUAGACAGAGUGAUCGGACAGUCUCGUCAGCCAAACAUGGCCGACAGACCCAACCUGCCUUACACUGAUGCUGUCAUCCACGAGAUUCAAAGGAUGGGGAAUAUUGUUCCCCUGGGAUUCCCCAAAAUGGCCAGUAAAGACACAACACUGGGAGGAUACUUUAUACCCAAAGGCACAUUUAUUAGUAUAAUCCUUGCAUCUGUGCUGUUUGAUAAGAAUGAGUGGGCGACUCCUCAUGUCUUCAAUCCUGAGCAUUUCUUGGAUUCAGAGGGCCAGUUCCGCAGAAGAGAUGCAUUCUUACCGUUCUCAGCAGGUAAACGUGUGUGUUUGGGGGAGCACCUGGCCAGAAUGGAGCUGUUCCUGUUUUUUUCAUCUCUCCUCCAACGCUUCACCUUCUCUCCAGUUCCAGGAGAAAUGCCCAGCUUAGAGGGCGUGCUGGGCUUCACCUAUUCCCCUGAGGAGUUCAGGAUGCACGCCUUGCCUCGCUGAUCAAUGAUCUCUGUUAGACAACAAAGUCUCAAAAUCAAAUAUCUGACUUUAUAUCUGAAAACUAAUUUGUAAAGCCACUUAAAAAUAAAAAAGAUAGAUAUUUGCAAGUUGAAAGACAAAGAAA